GUUUUGAACGAUUCGUUCACGACUCGCACAUCACUAGUUGGCAGUACCGCGGCUCUUUGUUUUAGUCCGUAAACUUAAAAUCCUACAUUAAUCUGCAUUUCACAGCAAAAUUACUAGUUCUCACCAAGUAUUGAUAUUAUAUUUUCAUUUAAAGAGGCUGUUGCGCUGAGGGUUUGAGUCGCGUGACGGAAGUGUUGAGCAAACAGGGCGCGUUGCGUCGGACUUGUUUUAGCGACGCACACAGAUCAUUCAGGAAAAAGCACCGGCGAGAUACAGGCUCAGUAGCGCGUGUAAAGCAUGCCUACCUGUAAGCAUUUAUCCUCCACCUGUAGCAGAGGCAGCCGGUAAGAAGUGACUCUGAGCGCUGGAAUGACCGUGAUCACUUAUUUCCUGAUUGAUCGGUGUCCUGUGGGAAGGUGGCUGUGUGCACUUCAGGGUUUUUACCUGUUGACUGCUAACUGACCAAAUGGAAAAUAAACAAAGAUUGGAAAAAUAAUCUCAAGUGGCAGUCUGAGUAAAUCAGCCUUCAGUUUGUCGACAAAUUAGGUAACAGUUGACAGAGGAUGAGAUAAGAAGAUGAUAAAAAAUAGUUUAAGCCAGACAGUGGAAUUAGAAAAAAUGUUAUGUUGAGCUGGAAUGCUUUAUGAGACGUUUUUCAUUCACAUUAAACUUUAAUAUUUGUCAGUGAAUGCACACAUUUUGAUUCAAAAGGAAGAGAAAGAAUGGUGAAAGAAUUGAUCAUCAGUUAUGAAUAAAAUAUGUAAUUUGUUCAUGAAUGUUUGAGGUCAUUUUAUGUGAUUAUUGGAGAUUUGUUGACAUUGUUAUUGUAGAAGAAUAAAUGAUAUUGUUGUGAUUCUACCAACAGAUAAACACAUGUGCAUUGUGUCUCUACUCUAUCCAACAGAACACAUGUCCUCUGAGCUGCGACUUCGAGGAGAAACGCUUUAAUGACUGCAUUAGCUUCCCAGCCCAGAAGAUUCUCCUGCUGAAGAGGAGGAGUCAGAGAAGAAAACUGCCCAUUGGAAGCUACUUUCAACUUUGAACCAAUCCAUGGAUCAUACACAGAGUGACAAAGAGGAAAGCUUGGACCGCUUUGCCUUGUGGGCCCACAAUGGGGUCCAACUGAAUGAUGAUGGAGGGAUGGUCGUUCUGGCUUCUCUGCUCUGGGAGUACGCCUCCUAGCAUCUGGUGGAGCCAGUCGUCCAGGCGCCGCCUUCUGCGUCUUCCCGGCCUGUUGCCCAGCGAGUCACUCCUAAGGUGGUUGUGAGGGGGCACAGCGUACAACCAACCCUUUUGAGUAAACUUGCAAGGUUAGUAACCCAAAGGUAUGGAUCAGCUCAUUUCAUACAAAUGAAAUCAUUUUGUCAGUUUUAAACUUGUCAGUGUGUUCAAGGUGAACGCAGUUUCCUGAAGCCCAGACCAGAAAGCAGCAUGUGCAGUGCAGGUGGAGGUUCCCAAACACGUGGAGGUGAAACCCCGGCCUUCACCUGCCAGGUGUGCCAGGAGGGAGCGGGUGCCAGCUCAAGACCAUGUGGGGGUGACACCAAGGUCACCUACCAAGGACGUGGGGAUGGACAAACCCAUGGACCAGGUGCUGGUUCCUCAGAGAACGUGCUGCUGGAAGAAGGAUGCAGUAGGGACAGAGAGAGAGGGAUAUGGUCUGCAGGCCUGGGAGAAAUUCUGCUCCAAAUUGUGGGCGUGGACUCUACUCCCCUUCUCCGCUGCUGCCUCUGUGGCCUGGCUUGCGGAGGCUCCUCCCUCAUCCUCCCUGAUGAUGCUGAUGGAGCUGCAGGUGAUGAUGAUGAAGCAGAUGAAGUGGAGGAGGGGGAGGAGGAGGAGGCCUCCUCCACUGCUGAGGCCUCCCUGCUUCCCUCUGCUGGAGGAAGAUCCACAGGCAGCACCUGUCUGUCCUCUGAUGGUGAAGCAUGGACGUACUGUCCCAGGUUGGUCUUCAGGAAGUCCUCUAUUUUACGGAUGGUGACGUCCAGCAAUCUUCUCCCCAAGUUCUUUCUCGCCCAGCCCACAGCUACCUUGAAGGGAUUUUCCCAGUCUGGGUCGGGGAAGCGAGCCAGCUCAUAAAUGUCUCUGUCUGCAGUGUCCAUAUAAUGCUCCCUCAGAAUCAGCAUGGCUGUGUACUCCCAAUUUCUAGCAUUCCCCUCCAAAAGGGUCUGUGUAGUGUCAUUGGGGCACGCUGGUUUAAUCAGGGAAAUCAAAACUUGGGUUGUUUUGGCGAUCGAGGGGGGCGUGGUUGCUCUCGAUACAUUGCUGUAAUGGUGGGCCGCUUUGAGGACUCUGUGCAGGAUCCGGACCUUAGUGGUGAAGUCCGGAUCCGUUGACUGGAUUCUCACCUCAGACCGGUGUCUCCUCUCAUUCACAAGCCCUCGGUUGGCCCGUGCUGCACUUCUGGGUCUGCGUGCGUUUCCAUCCCAUGGCACGCGCACGCUCCGUGGUCCCUGUCGCCCCGCUUGGUGCUGCUCCCGUCUCAUCCUCCCUCGCCUGUAUCGUACCUGAGUCCAAUC
Oryzias melastigma (Indian medaka) is the source of this 2519-nucleotide messenger RNA. RefSeq lists its product as uncharacterized. The transcript has 7 exons. Lineage: Eukaryota; Metazoa; Chordata; Actinopteri; Beloniformes; Adrianichthyidae. The record is from RefSeq and is a predicted model, not a curated record. Bases 1432 to 2079 code for a protein of 215 amino acids.